This is a messenger RNA of Nothoprocta perdicaria, 1345 nucleotides long. RefSeq names its product extracellular matrix protein 1 (gene ECM1). The coding region runs from base 1 to 1257 and encodes 418 amino acids. Gene Ontology annotation, cellular component: extracellular region. The transcript has 7 exons. Lineage: Eukaryota; Metazoa; Chordata; Aves; Tinamiformes; Tinamidae. Gene Ontology annotation, biological process: signal transduction; regulation of bone mineralization. The record is from RefSeq and is a predicted model, not a curated record.
AUGGCCGCCUUCCUCCUCCUCCUCCUCCUCCUCGGCGCCACCGGUGCCGGUGCCGACCUGGUCCCGGGGCCCCUCGAGACCCUGACCCAGGUGGAGCUAAAGCUGCAGCCGCUGCAGCAGGAGCCAGCUGUGCUGCUCCCGGUGACGCUGCAGCAGGAGCAGGAGCCGCCGAAGGCGCUGCCACCGCGCUGGGGCAGUGACCUGGCCUCCUUCCCGCCCGCGCGGCCCGGUGACGAUGCCACCGUCGCCCGUCUCUGCCGCCACCCGCAGCCGGCCGCGGUGUCGCCGUCGGACCUGCCGCGCACCGGCUUCUCCCACCUGCGGCGCCAGGCGGAGGCCCUGGGUCACCUGCAGCGGCGCCUCCGCGGCUGCUGCCACCAGCCCCAACCCCUGCCCUGUGCGCAGCAGGCGUGGUUGGAGGUGCUGGACAGUUUCUGCGAGGACGAGUUCCGCGUGAAGACCCGUCACUACCGGUGCUGCCUGCGGCACGGCAGCGAGCGCCAGCGCUGCUUCGAGGAGGCCGCGGGCGACGACGGCACCGCUGCCGCCCCGCAGCCCGUGGAGACCCCGCGGCUGCCGCCGCCGCUCGCCUUCCCGCCCGGCGAGCCCACGGAGGCCAACAUGGGGAACAUCUGCCGCCUGCGGCGCUUCCGCCUGGCCGCCGCCGCGUCGCCGCCCGCCGGCUCCACGGGCAGGAGCAGCGCGAGGGCCGUCGCCCGCCUCGAGCGCGACUACAAGGGCUGCUGCCGCAGCGGCGGCCUGGACUGCGCCCGUGCUGCCUGGCGCCAGACGCUGGGGCGGUUCUGCCAGGAGGAGAGCGCCGUGAAGACGCAGCAGCCGCGGUGCUGCCGGCGCGGCGCGGGGGACGCGCGCUGGCGCUGCUUCGCCGCCGAGGCCCCCCAGCCCGCGUACGACCGCGAGCUGCGCGCCGCCAGCCUGGCCCCGCUGCGCGCCCCGCUGCUGCACGCGCUCUGCACCCACGCGCAGCUGCUCACCAAGCGGAAGCCGGUGCUGGUGCUGGUGCAGAACAUCACGGACACCUGCUGCCCCCGCGACGACGCCGAGCGAGUGGCCUGCGCCGAGGAGGAGAAAUCCCGCUCCAUCGACGCGCUCUGCUCCUCACUGCGCGGCUCCUGGAAGGACCCUGAGCACUGCUGCGACGCCACCGAGCGCCACCGCUGCUUCGACAGCCGCUACCUAGCCCAGGUGGAAGUCGCCUCUGCCACCCCCGAGCUGCUGCCCCAGGAGCAGGACUAGGACCCGACUCGGCUAUGACGGUGCUGGGGGGACAAACGGGACCACGUCGCGGUCCCUUGUCCCCUGCUGCAAAGGCCACAAUAAAGUC